AUGGCGGCCAGAACCACACGUGAAGUCUCUUUCUUCCUCCUUUCCUUUCUCUCCCUCUGCUUCGCACUCAGAGCCGCAUCACAAACACUAUCCGACGACGAGAAGCGAAUCCUCCUGCAGAUCAAGAGGGAAUGGCGAGACCAACCCGUUCUCGCCACUUGGAACGACACAACCACCUCCUCCUAUUGCGCCUGGACGGGAGUCGGCUGCGCCACCGAUGGCUCCGUCGUCAAUAUCACGCUCUCCGGCCAGGCGACCCCAAAGAUCUCGCAACCGAUCCCCAAUUCCCUCUGCAGCCUCAGGAACCUGACCUACCUCGACCUCAGUUACAACAACAUCCCCGGCUCCUUCCCCACCUCCCUAUACGACUGCUCCAGCCUCCGGUACCUUGAUCUAUCUCAGAACCGCUUCGUCGGCGUGAUCCCCGACGACGUCGACCGCCUCUCGCCCCUGCUCACGCACCUCGAUCUCUCCUCCAACAACUUCUCCGGCGACGUCCCUCCCGCCAUCAGCCGGUUCCCGGCGAUCCAACAAUUAGUCCUCAACAGCAACCUUUUCAACGGAAGCUUCCCGGCGGAGAUCGGCAACCUCUCCCGUCUCCAGACACUCGUGCUCGCCUACAACCCUUUUGCUCCCAGCAGAAUUCCGCCCGAGUUCGGUAACUUGACUCAGCUGGUCUUCCUGUGGAUGACCAGUGCUAAUCUUGUCGGCGAGAUACCACCUUCGUUCUCGAAACUGGAAGCGUUGGUGCAGUUGGACUUGUCGGAGAACUCGCUCACUGGAACGAUCCCCGCCGGAAUCUGGGCGCUCCAGAAUCUGGACUACUUGUAUCUACACAAGAAUAACUUAUCCGGGCCGAUCACGAUUGAUGGGACCAUCGGAGCUCUAGGCCUGGAAGGGAUUGAUGUAUCGAUGAAUCAGAUCAAUGGGUCGAUCCCGAAAGACUUUGGCAAGCUCCUGAACCUGUCUGUCCUCUUCAUGUACUACAACCGGUUAUCUGGCGAGAUACCGGCGAGCAUCGGCCUCCUGCCGUUACUGUACGAUCUCCGGCUGUUCAACAACGGCUUAACCGGCGUCUUGCCACCGGAAUUGGGCAAGCACUGUCCUUUGUGGAACAUCGAGGUCGACGACAACAAGAUCUUCGGUGAGCUACCGGACGGCCUUUGCAAUGGUGGCGCCUUGACCUCCAUCGUGGUCUUCAACAACAACAUGAGCGGAAAGAUACCGCCGUCCCUCGGUAGCUGUUCAACGCUCGACAACAUUCAGGUACAGAGCAACAGUUUCUCCGGCGAGGUGCCCGAUGGGAUCUGGUCGGCGGUGAAUUUGACGACCAUGAUCAUGAGGGAUAACGCCUUCUCCGGCGGCCUCCCGGACGAGCUUCCCUGGAACCUGACGCGGUUAGAUAUCAAGAACAAUCGAUUCAGCGGCCAAGUCCCGUCCUCGGCGGGCAACUUGGUGGUGUUCUUGGCGAGUAACAACAUGUUCUCCGGCAACCUCCCGUCGACCCUAACAGGACUCUCGCGGCUGCAGUCCCUCUCUCUGGAAGGCAAUAUGAUCACCGGAACGAUCCCGUCGGAUUUGUCAGUGCUGAAGUCGCUCGUGGAUCUCAAUCUUAGCCACAACCAGCUGACCGGACACAUCCCGGUGGCGAUCGGGUCGCUGCCGGUGCUGACCUCGCUCGACCUAUCGGCGAACGAACUCUCCGGCUCGAUCCCAACGGCGAUGGCGAACCUGAAGCUCAACUUCCUGAACCUCUCGUCCAACCAGCUCUCCGGCGAGAUUCCGGCGGCGUUGCAGAGCCCGGCGAACGAGCAAAGCUUCCUCUCGAAUCCCAGCCUUUGCGCUGCCAAUUCCAAACUCAACGUCCCCGCCUGCCGAAGGGGCAGCUCGGGCGGGCUGUCCCGUGGCCUCCGCAUCCUCUUCUUCGUCCUCGGCGGGCUCGUGUUCUUGAUGGCCUUGGCGUUCUCCGUCUUCGUGUACAGAGACCACAAGAAGAGAAGCAACGGCAGCGAUCCUGCCGUGUGGAACGUGACCUCCUUCCAGUCGGUGGAUUUCACGGAAUCCAACAUCAUGCGCGGCAUCAAGGAGGAGAACCUGAUCGGCAGCGGCGGGUCCGGCAACGUCUACAAGGUCGACCUAGGGAACCGCGCCGGGGAGACCGUGGCCGUCAAGAAGAUCUGGAGCAGCAGGAAGCUUGACUCCAAGCUGGAGAAGCAGUUCCAGUCGGAGGUGAAGUUCCUGGGAUCCAUCAGGCACAAGAACAUCAUCAAGCUGCGGUGCUGCAUCUCCAGCCCCGACGCGAAGCUACUGGUGUACGAGUACAUGGGGAACGGGAGCUUGGAUCGGUGGCUGCACGGGAAGCGGGCGGCGCCGCUGCAUUGGUCGACCAGGCUGGAGAUCGCCGUCGGGUCGGCCCGAGGGCUGUGCUACUUGCACCAUGAUUGCUCGCCGCCGAUCAUACAUCGGGACGUGAAGUCCAGCAAUAUCCUGUUGGAUAUGGAGUUCAACGCCAAGAUCGCCGACUUCGGUCUGGCACGGAUGCUGGUCAAGCCCGGGCAGCUCGACACGGUGUCGGUAAUAGCCGGCUCCUUCGGCUACAUGGCUCCAGAGUGCGGGUAUUCCAGGAGACUGAACGAGAAAGUGGAUGUGUACAGCUUCGGGGUUGUUCUUCUGGAGCUGACCACAGGAAGACGGGCAAACAAUGAGGGGGAGCAAUGUAACCUGGCAGAGUGGGCCUGGAAGCAGAUCCAAGAGGGAGCAAACCUGAGCGACGCGGUAGACCCGGCCAUAAAAGACUCGCCGCAGAUGGACGACAUAACCAAGGUGUUCAAAUUGGGGCUUCGCUGCACGGAGUCUUCGCCUUCACGGCGGCCGUCCAUGAAGGACGUGCUGCAGGUUUUGAUGAGGUGCAAUCGGCCGCGCGGAGACGAUUGCAAACCCUGCGCUGAGCGCGACGUGGCACCGCUUCUAUCUUCGAAGACGAGUAGUCGACGAAAAGGAUCACCCGAUGAUGGCGAUGAGAACAGUUUGGCAUGCAACGUCUGAGGCAAUGGUUAUUACCUCGUCGUCAUGAGGAUCUCUGAUCACCAAGACACGGUCAAUAUAGAGCAACUAAUGGAAUAUGGCCACCACUUGCUUCACUACAAGGAAAUCACCGGAUGUAGUUGCAGAAGAUUUCUGGCACAGCAACAGCUGCAGAGACAUGACAGACGCAGAAUUCGAAAGGUUAUUGUAUCCCCUCCAUUUGUAUGUCGAUAGUGAAGAGACAACAGGACGAGGAAAAAGAAAGGGAGAGGAAGAAGAGCAUCACCACAAUGCAAUGCAGGUGCAGGAGACAAGCCGGGCAGCAUCAGAACAGCGUCCUCUGCACAAGAUUCUGCCGUCUUCUGUGAACUGACCACCGCUUGCUUACUCUACUAUCAGAUGCAAUCACAUAGGUCAAAUUAAGAACUGCAUACACGACAUAGAAAAGGGUCUUGUACAAAAUGUUUGGAUUCGUUUAGACUGUGCUAGAUGCGAUAGAUAUCAUUUUAAGAUACAGAAAUACCUCUGAAGAUUAUGCCAA
Musa acuminata AAA Group (dessert banana) is the source of this 3565-nucleotide messenger RNA. Its product is annotated as receptor-like protein kinase HSL1. Gene Ontology annotation, biological process: protein phosphorylation. Gene Ontology annotation, molecular function: protein binding; protein kinase activity; ATP binding. The record is from RefSeq and is a predicted model, not a curated record. The transcript is spliced from 2 exons. Bases 1 to 3045 code for a protein of 1014 amino acids. NCBI's taxonomy places the organism in Eukaryota, Viridiplantae, Streptophyta, Magnoliopsida, Zingiberales, Musaceae.